CACACCCUGGGAGAAAUCUUAUUCUAGGCAUUUUCUUCUUAUCAACCCAACGAGACAGAGCAGGAACUUUUAUAUUUCUACUGAUUCUGUCACCUAAGAGUAAAUUACAUCAGUUAAUCCUGUGCCUGGCACAUAGAUAUAAUAUUUCAUCAUCUGGAACAGUGAACCGAACUUUUCCAUCGCUGCAGAUCUAAACCUCUCCACCAGUGAUUUUUUGGAACGCGUGACUACGCAGGGCUGCACACCAUGGCGCACAUAUGCAGGCAGAUGACGGGCAGCACGGCCAGCUGUGCCGGCUGGAUCGGGAUCAUCGUGGCCACGGCCACCAACGACUGGGUCCGGACCUGCGAGCACUCGAUGGCCACCUGCCUCCGCAUGGACGAGCUGGGCUCCCGGGGGCUCUGGGCGGAGUGCGUCAUCUCCCCGACGCUUUACCACUGCGUGACCCUCAACCAGAUCCUCAACCUGCCCGCCCACAUCCAGACGGCCCGGGCUCUGAUGAUCCUGGCCUGUCUGAUGGGGCUCCCUGGGAUGAUGCUCCUACUCACCUCCAUGCCCUGCGUCCGGCUGCCCAACGACAGCUCGGCCAUCAAGAAGCUCCGAGCCCGAGCGGGAAGCGUCCUGUUCAUCCUCAUGGCUGUGUGCGGCGCCAUCUCCACCGUCUGGUUCCCCAUCGGCGCUCACCACAACGAGGGUCUGAUGUCGUUCGGCUUCUCGCUCUACGCCGGCUGGGUCGGCUCCGGGCUCUGUCUGCUGGGCGGCACCAUGAUGCUGUGCUUCCACAGCACCGUCCCCUGGUCCCCGAGCAGGGACAACAGCUUCUACUACUCCAGGCAGAGGGGCACGGCCACAGCAGUGGACCCCCCCGCCAACCACGGCAAGAGCGAGCGGGUGUGAAGAAGCAUCAUCAUCAUCAGUGUCGUUCGCGAUGUCUGAGCUGAUUCCCUCAACACCUUUACUGUUCCUUUUACUAGUAAAACCUUUAUUUCAUUUUCUGUUUUAAAUCGGUUGACGACAUAUCGAUAAACGUCUGUUAUUGUAAUAUGAGACUCUGUUAUUUUAAUGUUUCUUAUGCUUUAAACAUAGUAUAAUCUAAGCUGAGUUGAUUUUCUUUAAAUCGUACAUGUAUCCAUGAAUCAGUAUCAGUGUAUAAGCUCCGUGCUACAGAAAUAAAACAUCUAAUUGUUUUUGCUGA
Betta splendens (Siamese fighting fish) is the source of this 1195-nucleotide messenger RNA. It is a transcript of the gene cldn11b, whose product is annotated as claudin 11b. Gene Ontology annotation, biological process: cell adhesion; bicellular tight junction assembly. The coding region runs from base 247 to 897 and encodes 216 amino acids. Lineage: Eukaryota; Metazoa; Chordata; Actinopteri; Anabantiformes; Osphronemidae. Gene Ontology annotation, molecular function: structural molecule activity. The record is from RefSeq and is a predicted model, not a curated record. The transcript is spliced from 3 exons. Gene Ontology annotation, cellular component: bicellular tight junction; plasma membrane.